AUGCAGAAGUCAGAAAUAACUGCUAAAAGAACUCGCACUGCUAUCAGUGUUAAAUUAAAAAAAGAAAUUUGUGAAUAUAUGAUGGCUCACCAAAAUGUUAAACAUGCUGAUGUUGCCUCUUUCUUUAAUAAUAAAUACAAAGAACUAAAUAUUGAUAUUGAUAGAACAAGUAUUUCCAAAAUAUUUAAAGAUAAAGAUAAAUGGUUGAAUUUAGUUUCUGAUAUGAUUGGAGUGGACAAAUUUCGUCAGCAUUCAACAAGAUUUCCUGAAUUUGUUAAAGCAAUGCAAAUAUGGACCGCACAAAUGGUUUCUGCUGGAAUGCCUUUAAGUGAUUUAAUUUUACAAAGAAAGGGGGAGGAAUUCGCAAGAGGAUUAAAUAUUGAAAACCAAAUAAAAUGUGCAAAUGAACGUUCAAAAUUGCAAUUUAUUUUAAGUCAAUAUAAUGAAGAAGAUAUCUAUAAUGCUGAUGAAACAGGAAUUUUCUUUAGGAUGCAACCCAACCAAACAUUAAGUACUGGCCCAAUUUCAGGAUAUAAAAAAUGGCUCAAUUAUCAUGAUAGAUUUUUUUGUGCAAUGGACAGAAAGGUUGUUCUUCUAAUUGAUAAUGCUGGGUCACAUUUUAAUCCAAAGCAACUUGAACAAUCUAAUGAAAACUCUACCAUUGUCAAUGAUCACAAUGAAGAAAUUAUAAUUAUCAAUGAAGAAUCAAGUUCAUGUUCUGAUAAUGAAGAACCAAUUGCAGAAUCAUCUCAUUUUGAUCAAAAUGUACCAACUAAAGAAUACCUUAAUGAUGAAGAAAUUAUAAGUCUUGUCCAAUUUGAAAAAAUGGACGAAAAUGGUAAUGAUUCAUCAUCAGAUGAAGAAAUACCUUUGAUACCAGUAAAAAAUGCAAUUAAUGGUUUAGAAACAUUUAUUAAUUUUUUUGAGCAACAUCAAAAGAUAUUAGAAAUAUAUUUGAAAAGAAAUACACAGGAUAUUCAAGAUCUUGUAAAUCAACAUAAAGAAAAUCAUAUCACCAAAUUUAUUGAAACUGAAGCAACUUACAAUGAAAUUUUUGCAGUGAAAGAACAUGCCAAAAAAUUGCAAAAUUCAAUUGAGAUUGCUAUUCAUAAUCAAUUUAAACAUGAUCCCUCUAUGACUAAUCGAAUCAUAUCUUUAAUAAAAUCAAAAGUAGAAUUGGAGGCAGAGAAACAUACUUUAGAUGUUCUUGAUAAAUGUGUAAAUGAUCUUAGACUUCGAUGUCAAAAUGUAUUAUGCAUAGAUGAUGGAUUGAAAAUGAUUUGUGAACAUGUCAAUAAUUCAAAUGAAAUUAUUGAAUUGAAAAAAAGUCAAAUAGAACAAUUAAAUUUAAUUAACAAUCAGACUAUAACCACUUUUUUCAAUCAAUUAAGGGAAGUAUCAGAAUAUAUCAAAAGAGUUCUUUGUCCUUUUUCUCACGAUUUUGAAUGGAUUUACAAAAGAAUUGAUUGCAUGAUGAUGAAAGAAAAUGAAAGAUUUCAAAAAUUAGAUUUGAAGAUUACUGUUCAACUCUACUAUGAAAAUGAAAUUCAUCAUAUUGGCUCUCUUGAAAUUCAUCGAACGCUUGAUGAUCCUUUUUUAAAAGAUGUUAAAGAUAUUAUUCGUAGUCCAAAGUAUCUUGGCGCUGAAUGCAUUUAUAUGAUGUUACGAGAACUAAAAUCCGAAUCAAAAAAUUGGUUGUCUUCUGUACGAAACCUUAUGAUAAAUUGCAAUAAAAACGACUCUUAUACAAAAACAAUUGAAAGUAUGCAAGUGGCUAUUGAAUAUUUAAAAGAAAAUCAGAUUCCACGACACAAAGCAAAAAUUGAUGAUUUAACAAAAACCACAUUUCAUGCUAUCCAUGAAAUUUUGGAAGAACGUAAUGAUUUUUUAUGUAAUUUUGCAAUGAUUUGUUGA
This is a messenger RNA of Entrophospora sp. SA101, 1914 nucleotides long. NCBI's taxonomy places the organism in Eukaryota, Fungi, Glomeromycota, Glomeromycetes, Entrophosporales, Entrophosporaceae. The record is from the annotation of a GenBank genome assembly.